AUGUUUGCCAAGAGAGCGUUCUUAGGAAAGACGAUAAAGUCAGCCUUGUCGACACGAUCUUACACUUGGGCUUCCCAAAAGGUUGCCAUGUCCAAUUUUGAAAAUGACAAAUAUAUCAACUAUCAACGCAUUGAAGAUAAUCUGAAAGUAGUUAAAAGAAGAUUAAAUCGCCCGUUAACACUUUCUGAGAAAAUUGUCUAUGGUCAUCUUGAUGAUCCUGAGAGUCAAGAUAUUGAACGUGGUAAAUCAUACUUGAGAUUGAGACCUGACCGUGUUGCCUGUCAAGAUGCAACGGCUCAAAUGGCGCUUUUACAAUUCAUGUCUGCUGGUUUACCUAAAGUGGCCGUUCCAACGACAGUCCACUGUGAUCACUUGAUUGAAGCUCAAGUGGGUGGCGAUAAGGAUCUUGCUCGUGCUAUUGAUAUUAACAAGGAGGUCUAUGACUUUUUGGCAACUUGUACUGCAAAAUAUGGCAUAGGCUUUUGGAGGCCAGGCUCUGGUAUCAUUCAUCAGAUCAUUUUAGAAAAUUACGCUUUCCCCGGUGGUCUCAUGAUCGGUACCGACUCACAUACACCUAACGCUGGCGGCCUUGGUAUGGUGGCCGUAGGUGUAGGCGGUGCUGAUGCAGUUGACGUCAUGUCAGGUGUACCAUGGGAGCUUAAAUGUCCCAAAGUUAUUGGUGUUAAAUUGCAUGGUAAGAUGCAAGGAUGGACUGCUCCCAAGGAUGUCAUCUUGAAAGUCGCGGGUAUCUUGACUGUCAAGGGAGGAACAGGUGCUAUUGUUGAAUACUUUGGCCCUGGAGUGGAUACGAUCUCUUGUACGGGUAUGGGUACUAUCUGUAACAUGGGCGCCGAAAUCGGUGCAACUACCUCCCUCUUCCCUUUCAACAGGCGUAUGGGUGACUAUCUCAGGGCAACAAACCGUGCUGAAAUUGCAAAAUACGCAGAAUCCUUCUCUGAUAAUUUGAAAGCCGAUAAAGAUGCCCAGUAUGACGAACUGAUCGAAAUUGAUUUGGAUAAACUCGAACCUCACCUGAACGGCCCUUUUACUCCUGAUCUUGCUACUCCUAUCUCCAAAUUCAAAGACGUGUUGAAAGAAAAUGAAUGGCCACAAGAACUCAAGGUUGGCCUGAUUGGCUCAUGCACAAACUCUUCCUAUGAAGACAUGGUCCGUGCAGCUUCUAUCGCUAAACAAGCCACUGAUCACGGCUUGAAGGCCAAGUCCAAGUUCACCAUCACGCCUGGUUCAGAACAAAUCAGAGCUACUAUCGAACGCGACGGCAUCAUGGAUACGCUCACCGAUGUUGGCGGUGUAGUCUUGGCUAACGCUUGUGGCCCUUGCAUUGGCCAGUGGGACCGUAAAGACGUCAAGAAGGGUGAAAAGAACUCCAUUGUCACUUCUUAUAACCGAAACUUCACUGGUCGUAACGACGCUAAUCCUGCAACCCAUGCUUUUGUUGCCUCGCCUGAAAUUGUCACUGCUCUAGCCAUUGCGGGAGACAUGACAUUUAAUCCUCUUACAGACGCCUUAACCGACGCAAACGGAAAGCCUUUCCGAUUGAACCCCCCUAGUGGUAAUGAAUUACCACCCAAGGGUUACGAUCCCGGACAGAACACAUAUCAGGCUCCCCCUGCAGAUUCCUCUAAAAUAGAAGUCAAGGUCGACCCUAAGUCAAACCGUCUUCAGCUCUUGGAACCUUUUGAGAAGUGGAAUGGUCAAGAUAUUAAAGAAGUUCCAAUUUUGAUCAAAGUUAAAGGCAAAUGCACAACUGAUCACAUCUCAAUGGCUGGUCCAUGGCUUAAGUACCGUGGACACCUCGACAACAUUUCCAACAACAUGCUCAUCGGCGCUGUAAACGCUGCUAAUGACAAGAUGAACUGCGUUGAGAAUGUCUUUACUCAUGAGCAUGGUGCUGUCCCUGACGUCGCUCGUGAUUAUAAAAAGAGAGGUAUCAAAUGGGUUGUCAUUGGUGAUGAAAACUAUGGUGAAGGAAGUUCCCGUGAGCAUGCUGCCUUGGAGCCACGUUAUUUGAAUGGUGCUGCCAUCAUUACAAAAUCAUUUGCUCGUAUCCAUGAAACCAACUUGAAGAAGCAAGGCAUGCUUCCUCUUACUUUUGCUAAUCCUGCGGAUUACAACAAGAUUGAUCCUACAGAUAAGGUUGAUAUUCUUGGAUUGACCGAUUUCCAGGAAGGCAAGCCUCUUACUCUUCGUGUACACAAGAAAGAUGGAUCUACCACUGAUAUCAAAUUGAAUCACACUUUCAACUCUGGCCAAAUCGAAUGGUUUAAACACGGUAGCUGCCUUAACUACAUGAAGGAACAGCAAGCUAAACAGGCCGCAUAA
This is a messenger RNA of Rhizopus microsporus ATCC 52813, 2343 nucleotides long. Its product is annotated as putative aconitase. The transcript has 4 exons. The coding region runs from base 1 to 2343 and encodes 780 amino acids. The record is from RefSeq and is a predicted model, not a curated record. Gene Ontology annotation, biological process: tricarboxylic acid cycle. Lineage: Eukaryota; Fungi; Mucoromycota; Mucoromycetes; Mucorales; Rhizopodaceae. Gene Ontology annotation, cellular component: mitochondrion; cytosol. Gene Ontology annotation, molecular function: 4 iron, 4 sulfur cluster binding; aconitate hydratase activity.